AUGGCCUUGACAGGAGGGCUUGUGAUGUCUAGACCACUACAAAAAUGCUCCUUGGGACUCCAGCGUUCUCCAUCCAACCAAGCGCCUUCGUUUAAAAAUCAAGAGAUAACUAUGAAGACACGUGCCUCUUCUGCGCCCUUCAACACUCGUCAGGCUUCAACAGAUGAAGCGUCACUGAUUACAUCACCCCAAGGAACAGUCAUUUCAAAAAAUGAAUUGCCCAGUUUGAAACUCGUACAAGACGGUGUUCCGACUGAUGUUGUGGAUAUAGAAGACUCCCAGCUCAUAAAGAAACACACAGCGUAUCUAGAUUGGCAAAAUCUCGUCGAUCCCGGAGACUUCUGCUUAGAAACGGGUCCGAAUUGUCGAUCAGCCAGACUUAAGGCAAGCAACGAGGCAAAGGGAAAUAAAGACCGUGCUUGA
Melampsora larici-populina 98AG31 is the source of this 423-nucleotide messenger RNA. RefSeq lists its product as uncharacterized. The record is from RefSeq and is a predicted model, not a curated record. Lineage: Eukaryota; Fungi; Basidiomycota; Pucciniomycetes; Pucciniales; Melampsoraceae. Bases 1 to 423 code for a protein of 140 amino acids. The transcript has 2 exons.